GACUGGACGCGGGGCGGCGGCGGCAGGGGCGCUGAAGGGGCGGAAAGCGCAGAUCCCCAUUCAGUUGAUCCGAGGUCUGAAAUUAAGUCGCAAAAAGAUGGCCUCAUCUCUUGCUGUCCUGCGAGCGUCUGGACUCUGCGGACGGGGCCUGGGAAGUUGGGCACGGCCCAGAACUCCAAAGUUGAGUGCUAAAGUACCAGCUUCUUGGGCCCCUGCCAGGAUGGCGGCGACCGUGACCUUGGAGCCCGCAGGCCGCAGCCGCUGGGACGAGCCUCUGCGCAUCACUGUGAACGACCUGGCCCGGGGGCAGCCGGUCACGCUGCGAACAUCCCUGCGCGACGAGAAGGGCGCGCUCUUCCGGGCCCACGCGUUCUACAGCGCGGAUGACAGGGGCGAGCUGGACCUGGCGCGCGCGCCCGCGCUGGGCGGCAGCUUCGCCGGGCUGGAGCCCAUGGGGCUCUUCUGGGCCAUGGAGCCCGAGAAGCCCUUCCUGCGGCUGGUGAAGCGGGACGUGCAGACGCCUUUCGCCGUGGAGCUGGAGGUGCUCGAUGGCCACGAGCCCGAGGGAGGGCGGCUCCUCGGCCGGACGGUGCACGAGCGCGAUUUCCUUGCACCUGGGGUGCGGCGGGAGCCGGUGCGCGCGGGCCGGGUGCGCGCCACGCUCUUCCUGCCGCCAGAACCUGGACCCUUUCCUGGGAUUGUGGACAUUUUUGGAGUUGGAGGUGGCCUUCCAGAAUAUCGAGCUAGUCUACUGGCUGGGAAGGGUUUUGCUGUGAUGGCUCUGGCUUAUUAUGGCUAUGAAGACCUCCCCAAGAGCAUAGAAACCCUCCACCUAGAGUACUUUGAAGAAGCUGUGAACUACCUGCUUAAUCACCCUCAGGUAAAGGGCCCAGGAGUUGGGCUGCUUGGGAUUUCUAAAGGAGGUGAUCUCUGCCUCUCCAUGGCCUCGUUCCUGAAGGGCAUCACUGCUGCAGUCAUCAUCAAUGGCUCCGUGGCCAAUGUCGGAGGAGCCUUACACUACAAGGAGGAGACCUUGCAGCCUCUAGGUUUCGACCAAAACCGAAUCAAGGUCACCAAAGACGGCUUUGCAGACAUUGUGGAUGUCCUGAACAGCCCUUUGGAAGGACCCGACCAGAAGAGUUUCAUUCCUGUGGAAAGGUCUGAGAGCACCUUCCUGUUCCUUGUAGGUCAGGAUGACCACAACUGGAAGAGUGAAUUCUUUGCUAAUGAGGCCUCUAAACGCUUACAGGCCCAUGGUAAGGAGAAGCCGCAGAUAAUCUGUUACCCAGGAGUGGGGCACUACAUUGAGCCUCCUUACUUCCCCCUGUGCCGGGCCUCCCUGCACUCCCUGUUGGGCACAAAUGUCAUCUGGGGGGGAGAGCCCAGGGCUCAUGCCAUGGCCCAGGUGGAUGCUUGGAAGCAACUCCAGAUUUUUUUCCACAAACACUUGGGAUAAUCCCACCAACACUGUAAUCUUUUAUUUGUGUGGCAUCUCUGAUGUUAAUUUAUCCUGGGAACCGUGGUUGCAAUUAGUGUGUAAAUGUAGUUUUUUUUCUUUUUAAUAAAUACUUAGUUUUUCCUUCCUUACUGUUAAAAUGAACUUGCCAAUGAAUUUUCAAGAUUUUUGUCAACUACAUGCCUUUUCAGUUGUUUAGGAGGAAAAGAAAACAUAACAGAUGGACAAGGCAUACCUUUCAGUCUCUCCCAACACACAAGGCUUUAGUUCUGAAAGGAAAAGUGAGAAUACUGAUUAAUAGUGACUUGUACAUAAUUGAUGCUCAGUAAUUAUUUAAUUAUUUACUAUUACUUGUUGAAUUUGUUUAAUCCUAUAUAAUAAAAGC
Myotis daubentonii (Daubenton's bat) is the source of this 1841-nucleotide messenger RNA. Its product is annotated as acyl-coenzyme A thioesterase 1. Gene Ontology annotation, molecular function: fatty acyl-CoA hydrolase activity. Gene Ontology annotation, biological process: acyl-CoA metabolic process; fatty acid metabolic process. NCBI's taxonomy places the organism in Eukaryota, Metazoa, Chordata, Mammalia, Chiroptera, Vespertilionidae. The record is from RefSeq and is a predicted model, not a curated record.